This is a messenger RNA of Ilyonectria robusta, 2394 nucleotides long. RefSeq names its product glycoside hydrolase superfamily. The transcript is spliced from 4 exons. Gene Ontology annotation, biological process: glucan catabolic process. Bases 1 to 2394 code for a protein of 797 amino acids. NCBI's taxonomy places the organism in Eukaryota, Fungi, Ascomycota, Sordariomycetes, Hypocreales, Nectriaceae. The record is from RefSeq and is a predicted model, not a curated record. Gene Ontology annotation, molecular function: beta-glucosidase activity.
AUGACUUCCGCAGACAUUCCUUACUUGAUCAGUUGCCUUUCAAUUGAAGAGAAGGUCUCGCUCCUUUCCGGAGUGGAUACCUGGCAGACAAGAGACAUUCCGCGCCUAGGAAUCCGGUCGUUGAAAACGACUGAUGGCCCAUCCGGGGCUCGAGGCAAACUGCUGGUAGAUGGCUGUACCGCAGCCUUCGUCCCAGCCCCCAUUUGCCAGGCAGCGACAUGGUCCAAGGACCUUUGUCAGAGAUUGGGAGCAGUUCUUCGCCGCGAGGUGAAAUCCAAGGCUGCUUCCGUGUUACUCGCGCCCACCAUUUGCUGUGCUCGGAACCCUCUCGGCGGUCGCAAUUUUGAGUGCUAUGGGGAGGAUCCAUUCAUAAGCGGCACACUGGCUGUUCAAUACAUCAAAGGCGUCCAAGAGAUGGGAGAUGUGGUUGCCACAGUAAAGCAUUUCGUUGCCAACGAACAGGAGUAUGCUCGAUAUAGCAUCGAUGCUGUGAUAUCGGAAAAGGUCCUCCGUGAAAUCUAUCUCCGCCCUUUUGAGAUGGCGGUUCGCUCAGAGUCUCCCCCGGGCUGUAUUAUGACAUCCUACAACUGUGUCAACGGCCUACAUGCAGAUAUGCACCCACGCCUCCUACGCGAUAUUAUCCGGGAUGAAUGGAAGUUCGAGGGACUAGUAAUGAGCGACUGGGGCGGCACUAACUCGACUUGGGAGAGCUUUAUGGCGGGUUUGGAUCUGGAAAUGCCUGGCCCGCCGGACCUACGGGGAGGAAAGCUCCUCAAGUUGAUCAAGGAGUCCAACGAUCCAGCAGUCACGGCUCGUUUGGAUGAGUCAGUGUUUCGCAUGCUCUCUCUCCUUGAAAAACUGAACCUUUUAGGUAUGACCGAGGAGGCGGCUAGGCAAUCGCGUCAACAGCCGGAGACAUCCGCGACGACGGUCGAAAAUAUCAAGCUUAUCCGCGAGGUCGCUGCUUGUGGUAUAGUCCUGCUUAAAAACUCGGCCAAGAUGCUCCCACUCGUGCCCAAAAGGCUUCACGGGAAGAGAGUCGCUUUCAUAGGCCCGAAUGCGAAGAAGGGCACACCAGGAGGGGGUGGCUCCGCCUCAAUGAAUCCGCAAUACUUGAGCCAUCCCAUGGACGCUUUCAAGUCGCUCUGCGAGUCGCGAGGCAUCAAUGUGACUGUCAGCCACGCACCCGGCGCCUAUACGUUCAAAUGGCUGCCUGCGUUGUCGGCUUCGCAGUGGUCCGUAGAAGGAGGAGGCAAGGUCAUGAGAAUCGAUUACUUCAAGUCGAUUGAUCUCUCAGGCCCCGUGGUCUCAACACAGUUCCGGGAAAAUUCGAACAUCGAGCUCACCGAUAGCGCUCCCCUUCCGAUGCAAACAGACCCAGUUCACCCUUACUCCUUCAGAGUUCAAUCUACCCUCAUCCCAUUGACAACUGGCGUCCAUCGUUUCAGCCUUACGAGCGUUGGACGGGCAAGGCUCUAUGUUGAGGGUGAGCUGGUGGUGGACAAUUCGGACUGGACAAAGAUUGGAGAAUCCUUCUGGGGCUUUGGCAGUGUGGAGCUCAUCGGUGAAGCAAAUCUCACUGCCGGGCAGGGCUAUGCUGUUGUGGUGGAAUGUUGGUCAGACCCAAAAUCUCCCGCUGCCCUGAUCGAAGAUGUCAACCCCGUCUUCACAGCACACCCAUCUGUUCGCAUUGGUUACCAGGAGCAACUAUCCGAGACCACGAUAUCGGAUGCUGUCAGCCUUGCCAAUCAGAGCGAUGUUACAGUUGCAGUGUUUGGACUUAAUGACGAGUGGGAAAGCGAGGGAUACGACAGAUCCUCCAUGGCCCUCCCAGGGAAUCAGAAUGAGUUAAUUUUGGCCCUUAUCGAGAACUUCAAGGACCCUGAAAGCCUCAUCUUUGUCAACAAAUCCGGGUCACCUGUCGAGAUUCCGUGGAUAGACCGCAUACAUACUUUCGUACAGUCAUGGUAUGGUGGCCAGGAGGCUGGUAACGCACUCGCCGAUGUUCUACUAGGCAUGGUUAAUCCUUGUGGACGACUUCCUCUCACGUGGCCAAAGCAAUAUUCGGACCUCUCCUUCUCAUCCGACUUACAGACUUGGCCAGGCUCCGAUGGCAAGGUCAUCUACAAAGAACAAUCACAGAUUGGUUACCGCUGGUUCAUGCACAGCAAGGUUCGUCCUCAGUGGUGGUCCGGGUUUGGGCUGAGCUACACCCAGUUCUUCUUCUCAUUGGCCGAGCCCAUCGAGCAUCAGGAUUACUGGCAGGUUUUGGUGUGUGUCAAGAACGUUGGGAGCAUGCAAGGGACGUCCGAACCUGAAGACAUCAUUCUAGUCUCGUUUGAAAGCACGCCCCUCAUCGAUGGUAGAAAAGAGGGAUAUGGCUCGUUGGGAUGA